CACGCCAUAUACCCUUCGGGAGGUCUGCGGUAAGGGCUCUAGCCCGGCCGCCACGGCGUUAAAUACAACAACAACAACAACAUCAUCCAGUCGCUCUUCGCCUUCAUCUGGAGACGAUACUACCGAGGUACCUCAGUCACUAAGUCGGGGAGUCUCUUCCUCCAUCGUAAUCCCAUAUGAGAAUACAACGUCUACGAGCUGUGGACCUGCGCAAGCAGCACACGAAAUGGCUUCAUAUGAGUGCAUCUAUGGCAUUCCCCAGAGCUUGUUAGUCCUUCUUCAAAGAACCAUCGAUCUGAUCGACAAGGUCGAUGCUGCGAGGAACAAACACGUUAUCACAACGAUACCGAGAGACUUGGAGAGAAUGUGCGAUGAUGUUGAAAAGGAUAUUUUCGAUUGGCCACUCGACUUGGAGCUCUCCCAGUAUCGCGACUCCAACAUUGGCACGAGCUUCGACAUCAUUUACUACCAAACCCGUUCAUUUCAUAACGCCCUCAUCAUUUACUUCUCCCAGAAUGUCAGACUACUUAGUCAUCGAUAUCUCCGUCAGUAUGUGGCAGAGAUCCUACAUGAUAUUGAGGCUAUAGAAGCCAUCAAGACCGAAACUAAGCUACUCGCUGCACCCCUGUUCUGGCCGGCUUUCAUGGCGGCAACGGAAGCCCAUGACCAGCAUCUCCAAGACCGAUUUCGCUGCUGGUAUGAGAAAGUUGCGGUUUAUGGUAUCAAAGCUGUUAGAACGGGGACUCAAGUUGUGUAUGAAGUGUGGAAACGAGGGCCCACGUCUGAUGGUCGUGUAACGAGCCAGUGGCGUUCAGUCGUGGAAGAAACAAGGGUGACUUUGAUGCUGACAUGAUCCGUGGCUGGUAUCGAAGGCCGAGCUCAGUCCCAGAAGCCCGUAUGACCUAGUGUUUAAAUCGAAUGUCCUUGCGGCUACUACCCUGGUCCUUUGUCGUCUCGAGGUAGUGAAUCUUCUCCUGUAACUCGCUAUCAGCUCUGGGGCUCAUAAAGGCCCUGGCACGACUUACUUCUUCUGUCAUUGCGUUCCAUUCUUUUUCUCUCUUCUUGUUGCACCACAUGUAGAAUACCUUAGCGAUAAGAUAGACGCAAAUGUUCAUGCAGCAAAUUCCAAUGAGAACUCGGUUUCCACGUCGGUCUUCCAAAUCAG
Messenger RNA from Colletotrichum godetiae, 1165 nucleotides. Its product is annotated as fungal-specific transcription factor domain-containing protein. The record is from RefSeq and is a predicted model, not a curated record. The annotation marks the transcript as partial. The transcript has a single exon. Lineage: Eukaryota; Fungi; Ascomycota; Sordariomycetes; Glomerellales; Glomerellaceae.